Messenger RNA from Mesorhabditis belari, 774 nucleotides. Lineage: Eukaryota; Metazoa; Nematoda; Chromadorea; Rhabditida; Rhabditidae. The record is from the annotation of a GenBank genome assembly.
AUGCUUUUUAUUCUUUUCCCAGCUUUAAUUUCGUUUGUUUGUUCGUAUCCAUGGAACGAACAUGAAAAUACUUGUAUUGGGAUUUCGAAACUGGAAACCUUUUUGAAGCUUUGUAAAUCUGCCAUCAAUCAAUCACCAAAAGGAGAACCAGUGCUUUAUUUUGAGGAAAUGAGAAGAAAUCGAUUUGGAAAGCUCACUCCAUUCAAACAGCAAACCACUUGGCGGAAAUUGUUUCAGAAUCAUCAUUCACCAGUCGAUUUAUCUCAAGCCGUCGCUUGUUAUUGUCUCAGCCACUAUCCAUAUGUCAGAGUGAUCAAUCUCAAAGAAAGACCGAUAAAGCAGAAAGCAUUAGGUUGGGGAGUUCGAGCUACAAUUGACAUCCCAGCAUUCACUCUAUUGGUUGGAUAUCAGGGACUUGAACAUAUCAUUGGCGAUCUUGAUGACGAUUUGUUAUGGAGAAUACGUCAAGUAAACGAUGCGACGAUGGAUGCAGAAUAUACACUUACAGUUGAUAAUACCGACUAUUUGAUCGAAGGUGCACCAGCUGUGGCUCUUUACCAUGAGAAACGGGUUUCUUUGUCAGACAAAAGCACGAAAGUUCUAUUCUGCUUGGGUCCUUUGGUUAACGGAUCGCCGAAUCCAAACGUUGAGUGGUCACAAAUUGAACUUGAUGGUCAACCAUUGGUCAUGUUUUAUGCAAAGCGCAAAAUCGGGAAGGGCCAAGAGUUAUUCGUGGACUACGGAGAGGAAUACAUGGCUGAGAAUCAGAUCAAU